Messenger RNA from Aspergillus clavatus NRRL 1, 1881 nucleotides. Its product is annotated as transcription factor TFIIIC subunit TFC1. The transcript is spliced from 5 exons. Gene Ontology annotation, cellular component: transcription factor TFIIIC complex. Bases 1 to 1881 code for a protein of 626 amino acids. Lineage: Eukaryota; Fungi; Ascomycota; Eurotiomycetes; Eurotiales; Aspergillaceae. Gene Ontology annotation, biological process: transcription initiation at RNA polymerase III promoter. The record is from RefSeq and is a predicted model, not a curated record.
AUGACAAUGACAGACCAACAAGGCACAAGAACUGCCCCAUACUACUCCAUCCCCCCUCGUCACAUCGUCAGCAUCGAGCACCCAGCCAUCAUCAAGAACAUCGACAGGGCCCUCGAGACGCUCGAAGGCAAUGCAGGAAUCUCCAAGAUCCUUAACCCCCCCAAGGCCGAUGCCCCAGCGCAUCUCCUCCUGCGGCCCGAAGACGCCAUGUCUCGGCCCCUCAAGUCGACCAGCUCUGCGGCCAACAACAUCCUACUCAAGGUGACUGUUCCCAGACGCACGGGGCGGAAACGCAAGAGGGGCUCGGACGAGCCAUUCACCGGGAUUCCUGUAGCGACUGCCAGUGGCGACUGCGAGCCCUGGCGGCGGAGUGCGAAGCAGAUCCUCCAGAGCCUGCGUGAUAACGCGGGGAGGUAUGCGGUUGAGCCGGUUGGGAUGGUGAAGCGGACACAUGUUUUUCGAGGGAUGCCGGAUUUUGUCUACUCGACUGCUGGGAGCGCGUUCAGUAAUCGGUUUCGGGAGCAGAUUCUUUCCUUUGACUAUGAGAAGAUGAAACAGUUCGAUAUUGACAUGAGCAAGGGCGCCAUAUCAGACGUGGACCUUAUCCCGCCGCCGUCCUUCAGCCAUGGGGACAUUCCAUUCACCUAUGUCUACCGUCAAAACCCAACCGUCCGCCAGUCAGUGGAUACAUCCGGCAACAUCACCACCAUCAACACCUCCCAAGCAACCAAGAUCCACACCUAUCUCCUCCCAGGCGACAUCCCCGCGGUCCCAACUAAACCGCGCGAGAACCUCGCUCCCAUCUCCACCUUCGACCCCAUUCUCCAGGAGACCAUCGCCUGCAUCGAAGCCCUCUUCCAAGACCGCCCAGCCUGGACCCGCCGCGGCCUGCGCAACCAUCUCAAAACCGCCGAACAGCGGUACGCCUUGCGCCACGCCGUGCCCUACGUCGGAUACAUCUUUCGCUCGGGUCCCUGGCGCGACGCGAUUAUCAAGUUCGGCCACGAUCCACGCACCUCCCCCGACUACCGCAUCUACCAGACCGUCAUGUUUCGCAUCCUUUCCGGCACCUCGGAGCUCUCCCGCGACGCCGGCAGCGGCCGCCGCCACACCAUCCCGCGGCCCAACGAAGUGCCCACGGGCCCCGAACCCUUCCCCACAAACACACACCUCUUCACGGGCAUCCCGCCGCUCCCGCAAGACGGCCGCAUGUGGAUGUUCUGCGACAUCACGGACCCGUUGCUGCGCGGCAUCCUCUUCCCCUCCGACCCGCCGCCAGACUUCCUGCGCGCCACCUGCGAGAUCGCUGUCGACGGCUGGUUCGGCAGCGGCACCCUGGCCAAGGCCAAGACCAUCAUGCGCGCGAAGAUCCAGAGUCUUCAGGAGGGCCGCAUGCCGGACGAGGACGCGGCGUUUGAGCGCAUCCUGGCGCUGCCGGAGCAUGCGCCGCCGGAGUCCUCGCUGGCGGAGUUCACGCUGGACCCGGUGGGGGCGUCGUCACGCGAGAUGCAGCUUGCGGCGGAUAUUCGGGCCGUGAUCAAGGGGUCAUGGAAGGGGUUGUCUGGGCUGGCUGGGGAGAAGGGGGCGGGAGGUGAGGAUGUGGCCGUUGGUCAGGCAGAAGGACCUAAGCGGGCGGCGGGCGGAAAACAAGUGCAGUGGAGAGAAGGUGUGGGUGAGGAUGAGGAGGAGAGUGAGGGGGAAGGGGAGGAGGAGGCGCUGGAGCAUGCCGAGAUGCUCGAGGCCCAGGUGAACGCAGCGGCGGAAGCAAUAGAAGUUGCUGCCACGGCGGUGGUUGAGGAAGAGGAGGCUGAGCAGGGGCAGGAGGAGUCGGAUGAGGGAGGGGACUUGAAUACAGGUAAGCCUGGGCAUCAGGGACCAUAA